Messenger RNA from Chiloscyllium plagiosum (whitespotted bambooshark), 1075 nucleotides. NCBI's taxonomy places the organism in Eukaryota, Metazoa, Chordata, Chondrichthyes, Orectolobiformes, Hemiscylliidae. The record is from RefSeq and is a predicted model, not a curated record.
CUCCCCACCCUCUCCCCAGGGACUCUACGCUAUCUCGGCCAUCCCUCACGCCAUCUUGCCAACGGUUCACUUCCAUCCCCCUUUGCCCACUCUGAAGAGGCUCCUGAUUAACCGAAUGCCGAUGGGCUCUGUCAUCAAGGUGGUCACCUUUUACAAGAGAGCCUUCUGGAAGGAGAAGGGGUUCAACGGUUGCACCAUGUCCAACUCUGGAUGUGUUACCUUCAGCAUGGAUGACACCAAGCCGGAUGGGAGUCACCCGGCCAUGAUGGGCUUCAUCCAGGCAGAGACGGCGCGGAGGAUGUGCCUGGAUACCCUGGAGCGGAGGAAGGCCAGUGUAUGUCAACAUUAUGCCCGAAUAUUUAAGAUGGAGGAGUUCUUGCACCCUGUGGACUACGUUGAGAAGAAUUGGACAGAGGAGGCCUACUCUGGAGGGUGUUACUCAAGUACCUUCGGCCCAGGGGUCCUCACCUCGUUUGGAGAGGCACUACGCCAACCAGUCGGUAGGAUCCAUUUCGCUGGCACAGAGUUGGCCAGCCAAUGGCCGGGCUACAUGGAUGGAGCCGUCCAAUCAGGCGAAAGGGCUGCCCGGGAGGUAAGAGCCACAGGGCAGAGGUGGGACAGAAGGGCAGAAUGGUCUCAGGGAUGGCCAUUAGGGGCUUCAAAGGGAGAGGGUCAUCGGCGGGAGGGGGGGGAUGAAUGGGCUUUGGCGAGUCAGGAAGGGAGUUACGUUCUGUGAGGAUGACAAUGAGAUGUUUUUAAAAAAUUAUUGAACCUAUUUUUCCCAAUUGACCUGUAAUUACACACCCGUGGAGUGGGGGGGGGGUGGUUUGAACCCAGGCUUCCUGGUCCAGAGGUGGGGACACUGCCACUGUGACACAAGAGGGCCCUAUUUGCACUUUUUUUAUUUAACUUAUUUUUCAAAUCAUCUUAUUCAGGAGUAUUAUUACGCACCUCUAGUGCAGGGAGGGGGGACAGGGAGACGAGAAUGAAGGAGUCCCAGUCCAGAGAUAGGAACAUUACCACUGUGCCACAGGAGGGCCCUGCUUGCAUUUUUUUUUUAUUUAACUUAUUUUUC